UCGUGUUGCAUUGGAUAUUGUGGCUGUUUAUGACAACGUGGACAUUGCUGACAUCAUCCUGAAGGGAAGACUGCCAGACGGCAAUGAUGUGGAAACAACUGUUUCUAUGUCAAUGGAGGAUGUUGCAGUCGAGACUCGAUGUGUCGUGUUACACUGGGCACACAAGAACAGUAGAGUGGAUGUGAUAGGAAAGAUUGUGGAGCAGGGAACAGAAGUGAAGGACAGAUUGGGACGAACUUUACUUCACUAUGCUGCUGAUCAUGGCAACUGUGAUGUGGUUGAUGUUCUCUUGAGCAAGAAUGCAGAUGUUGAUGCUUCAGACAAGUUUGGUAGGACUGCAUUUGAUUUUGCUAUGAUGAAUGGUCACAUGUCAACAGCUGGUCGGUUGGUGUUGGCAAGUAAAAGAGUUGAAGAUCUUACAGUUGAGACUAGUUCUCUCGUGUUCCAUUGGGCAUGUAAGAACAAGAAAGUUGAUGUUGCAAGAAAUAUUGUGGAACAUCACGGAACAGAAUGGAAGGACGACUAUGGUCGUGUUGCAUUGGAUAUUGUGGCUGUUUAUGACAAUGUGGACAUUGCUGACAUCAUCCUGAAGGGAAGACUGCCAGACGGCAAUGAUGUGGAAACAACUGUUUGUAUGUCAAUGGAAGAUGUUGCAGUCGAGACUCGAUGUGUCGUGUUACACUGGGCACACAAGAACAGUAGAGUGGAUGUGAUAAGAAAGAUUGUGGAGCAGGGAACAGAAGUGAAGGACAACUUGGGACGAACUUUACUUCACUAUGCUGCUGAUCAUGGCAACUGUGAUGUGGUUGAUGUUCUCUUGAGCAAGAAUGCAGAUGUUUAUGCUUCAGACAAGUUUGGUAGGACUGCAUUUGAUUUUGCUAUGAUGAAUGGUCACAUGUCAACAGCUGGUCGGUUGGUGUUGGCAAGUAAAAGAGUUGAAGAUCUUACAGUUGAGACUAGUUCUCUCGUGUUCCAUUGGGCAUGUAAGAACAAGAAAGUUGAUGUUGCAAGAGAUAUUGUGGAAUGUCACGGAACAGAAUGGAAGGACGACGAUGGUCAUGAUGCAUUGGAUAUUGUGGCUGUUUAUGACAAUGUGGACAUUGCUGACAUCAUCCUGAAGAGAAGACUGCCAGACGGCAAUGAUGUGGAAACAACUGUUAGUAUGUCAAUGGAAGAUGUUGCAGUCAAGACUCGAUGUGUCGUGUUACACUGGGCACACAAGAACAGUAGAGUGGAUGUGAUAAGAAAGAUUGUGGAGCAGGGAACAGAAGUGAAGGACAACUUGAGACGAACUUUACUUCACUAUGCUGCUGAUCAUGGCAACUGUGAUGUGGUUGAUGUUCUCUUGAGCAAGAAUGCAGAUGUUUAUGCUUCAGACAAGUUUGGUAGGACUGCAUUUGAUUUUGCUAUGAUGAAUGGUCACAUGUCAACAGCUGGUCGGUUGGUGUUGGCAAGUAAAAGAGUUGAAGAUCUUACAGUUGAGACUAGUUCUCUCGUGUUCCAUUGGGCAUGUAAGAACAAGAAAGUUGAUGUUGCAAGAGAUAUUGUGGAAUGUCACGGAACAGAAUGGAAGGACGACGAUGGUCAUGAUGCAUUGGAUAUUGUGGCUGUUUAUGACAAUGUGGACAUUGCUGACAUCAUCCUGAAGAGAAGACUGCCAGACGGCAAUGAUGUGGAAACAACUGUUAGUAUGUCAAUGGAAGAUGUUGCAGUCAAGACUCGAUGUGUCGUGUUACACUGGGCACACAAGAACAGUAGAGUGGAUGUGAUAAGAAAGAUUGUAGAGCAGGGAACAGAAGUGAAGGACAGAUUGAGACGAACUUUACUUCACUAUGCUGCUGAUCAUGGCAACUGUGAUGUGGUUGAUGUUCUCUUGAGCAAGAAUGCAGAUGUUUAUGCUUCAGACAAGGAUGGUAAGAGACCUUUUGAUUUUGCUGUGAGAAGAGGUCACAUGUCUACAGCUAAUCGAUUGUUAUCAGUAAUGCAGUCAGUUGAAGAUGUUGCAUUAGAGAAUGUGUGGAAGCUGCUACAGUGGGCAUAUAGUAAUGAAGUGGAUGUUGCAACAAAGAUUGCGGAGAAGUUUUGUCAAUCAGUGGAGAAGAAGUCUGGUCGCACUUUACUUCACUUUGCUGCUCAAGUUGAUCAUCGUGAGGCAGUCGAGUGUCUGUUGGAGAAGAAGGCUGAUGCAGAUGCUAAAGAUAAGGAUGGGAAGAGACCUUUUGAUUUUGCUGUGAGAAGAGGUCACAUGUUAAUAGCUAAUCGGUUGUUAUCAAUAAUGCAGUCAGUUGAAGAUGUUGCAUUAGAGAAUGUGUGUAAGCUGCUGCAGUGGGCAUGUAGUAAUAAAGUGAAUGUUGCAACAAAGAUUGCAGAGAAAUUUUGUCACUCAGCGGAGGAGUCUGGUCACACUUUACUUCACUUUGCUGCUCAAGCUGAUCAUCGUGAGGCAAUCGAGUGUCUGUUGGAGAAGAAGGCUGAUGCAGAUGCUAAAGAUAAGGAUGGGAAGAGGCCUUUUGAUUUUGCUGUGAGAAGAGGUCACAUGUCAACAGCUAAUCGGUUGUUAUCAAUAAUGCAGUCAGUUGAAGAUGUUGCAUUAGAGAAUGUGUGUAAGCUGCUGCAGUGGGCAUAUAGUAAUGAAGUGGAUGUUGCAACAAAGAUUGCAGAGAAGUUUUGUCAAUCAGUGGAGAAGAAGUCUGGUCGCACUUUACUUCACUUUGCUGCUGAACUUGAUCAUCGUGAGGCAGUCAAGUGUCUGUUGGAGAAGAAGGCUGAUGCAGAUGCUAAAGAUAAGUAUGGUAAGAGACCUUUUGAUUUUGCUGUGAGAAGAGGUCACAUGUUAACAGCUAAUCGGUUGUUAUCAAUAAUGCAGUCAGUUGAAGAUGUUGCAUUAGAGAAUGUGUGUAAGCUGCUGCAGUGGGCAUGUAAUAAUGAAGUGGAUGUUGCAACAAAGAUUGCAGAGAAGUUUUGUCAAUCAAUGGAGAAGAAGUCUGGUCGCACUUUACUUCACUUUGCUGCUUUACUUAAUCAUUGUGAGGCAGUCGAGUGUCUGUUGGAGAAGAAGGCUGAUGCAGAUGUUAAAGAUAAGGAUGGGAAGAGACCUUUUGAUUUUGCUCUGAGAAGAGGUUACAUGUCAACAGCUAAUCGGUUGUUAUCAGUAAUGCAGUCAGUUAAAGAUGUUGCAUUAGAGGAUGUGUAUGAGCUGCUGCAUAGGCCAAGUAGUAAUGAAGUGGAUGUUGCAACAAAGAUUGCAGAGAAGUUUUGUCAAUCAGUGGAAAAGAAGUCUGGUUGCACUUUACUUCACUUUGCUGCUUUACUUGAUCAUCGUGAGGCAGUCGAGCGUCUGUUGGAGAAGAAGGCUGAUGCAGAUGCUAAAGAUAAGUAUGGGAAGAGACCUUUUGAUUUUGCUCUGAGAAGAGGUUACAUGUCAACAGCUAAUCGGUUGUUAUCAGUAAUGCAGUCAGUUGAAGAUGUUGCAUUAGAGGAUGUGUGUGAGCUGCUGCAGUGGGCAUGUAAUAAUGAAGUGGAUGUUGCAACAAAGAUUGCAGAGAAGUUUUGUCAAUCAGUGGAAAAGAAGACAAUGAGAUGAGGCGAUGAGACAAUGAGAUGAGGCGAUGAGAUCAUGCGAUGAGACAAUGAGAUGAGGCGAUGAGACAAUGAGAUGAGGCGAUGAGACAAUGAGAUGAGGCGAUGAGACAAUGAGAUGAGGCGAUGAGACAAUGAGAUGAGGCGAUGAGAUCAUGCGAUGAGACAAUGAGAUGAGGCGAUGAGACAAUGAGAUGAGGCGAUGAGACAAUGAGAUGAGGCGAUGAGACAAUGAGAUGAGGCGAUGAGACAAUGAGAUGAGGCGAUGAGACAAUGAGAUGAGGCGAUGAGACAAUGAGAUGAGGCGAUGAGACCAUGCGAUGAGACCAUGCGAUGAGACCAUGCGAUGAGACCAUGCGAUGAGACCAUGCGAUGAGACCAUGCGAUGAGACCAUGCGAUGAGACCAUGCGAUGAGACCAUGCGAUGAGACCAUGCGAUGAGACCAUGCGAUGAGACCAUGCGAUGAGACCAUGCGAUGAGACCAUGCGAUGAGACCAUGCGAUGAGACCAUGCGAUGAGACCAUGCGAUGAGACCAUGCGAUGAGACUAUGCGAUGAGACCAUGCGAUGAAACUGCAAUAUGAGACUGCACUAUGAGACUGCAAUAUGAGACGGCAUCAAUAUGAGAUUACCGCAGAUUACCGCAGAUUACCGCAUGCCGCUACUACACUGUAUGGGACUGGGGAGACUGCAUUACAUAAUUAUAUUUUAUCUACUACAGAGAAUCUAGUUUUUGAAGAUUUUUUCACCCGUGUUCUUGUGUGAUUGCAUCAAGGCUGCGUUUUUGAGCUCCACAAAACCAAUUGAAGUGCUUACUCUCCCACUUUUCUAAAUCUAGACAACACAUGCAGUAUGUAGUCUUUGGUAUCCGGUUGGAGAGUUACAACAUGUCGUAUAUAUCUUGUACGAGUUAGACACUCGCUGCAAGUCACUCUAUUUCUAGACUACAAUUGAUUGUCGAAACACAUCUAGAUGGAG
This is a messenger RNA of Corticium candelabrum, 4557 nucleotides long. Its product is annotated as serine/threonine-protein phosphatase 6 regulatory ankyrin repeat subunit B-like. The transcript is spliced from 40 exons. The record is from RefSeq and is a predicted model, not a curated record. NCBI's taxonomy places the organism in Eukaryota, Metazoa, Porifera, Homoscleromorpha, Homosclerophorida, Plakinidae. The coding region runs from base 107 to 3583 and encodes 1158 amino acids. Gene Ontology annotation, molecular function: protein binding.